UCCAAUGGACGCCAAGUUCAGGUUGAAAGAAUUGAAUAAUAUUGCAAGCUAGCCAGACACUUACUUUAUUCGCGAAGUCAGUGGUCUAUAUUUGUGAAGAAUAUAGAUGUUCUAUCGCUAAUGUUGUUAUGAUAGUUUCUAUUUGAGCGAACGUUUUUCAUUUCAAAUCUUAGGCCGAGGAGUGAAUGAUAUUAAUCAAGGAAGUCACUAGCUGGUUAGCCAAAAGCGUUAGCUAGCAGCAGUAUCUAGCUAGCUCUUUGUUUUGACUGUGAUGGUCUGAUGAUGUUGAAUAGCUUGGACAGCUGAUGGGUCUCGAGCUAGUGUUUAUAUGAACAUAUAUAUAUUAUGUUUUAAUGGGUUGUUAAAUAGUAUUUAAUGUGUAAUAACAUUACUUCUUCAACGAGGGGAAGAUACAUUUGGUUGUAAACGAACAAUAGCAAGUUUACAAGCUAGCUAAACAACGAGGGACUGAGAAGUGGACAUGGGCAAUUGUCUCAAAUCGCCGACGUCCGACGAUAUAUCUUUGCUUCACGAAUCCCAGUCUGACAGAGCAAGUUAUGGGGAGGCAGACCCGGAUUUGGAGCCACCUCCGCCUUACCAGGAGGCCCACAUGCCGGUGUACCACCCCACCCCCAGCCAGGCCCGCCUGGCCAGCCAGCUGACUGAGGAGGAGCAGGUCCGUAUCGCCCAGCGUAUCGGCCUCAUCCAGCACCUCCCCCGGGGUGUCUACGACGGAGGACGGGACGGCUCUGAGAAGAAAAUCAGAGAGUGUGUGAUAUGUAUGAUGGACUUUGUGUACGGGGACCCCAUCCGGUUUCUGCCCUGUAUGCACAUCUACCACAUGGACUGUAUAGACGACUGGCUGAUGAGGUCCUUCACCUGUCCCUCCUGCAUGGAGCCUGUGGACGCCGCCCUGCUCUCCACUUACGAGACCAACUGACCACGGACCCUAAAUACAACACUACCCCCUUCUGCCGAGCUCUGCCUUGCCACCCCCCUACAAACACACGCACACAUACACACACACUUCCACCAGCCCCAACAAACACACACAUGCUGCCCCCUUCCCCUCUGCUUUUUACCUUGGGAUAAGGAGCAGCACAGUGUCUUGGUCGGUGAUGACAUACGAGAGAGAGACUAUGGAAACACUAGUGAUUAACAAUGAAAAGACUUUGACCCAUCCACCCAUCACCUGGAACUGGCUCUGAACUGGGACUGGCUCUGAACUGGAACUGUCUCUGAACUG
This is a messenger RNA of Salvelinus sp. IW2-2015, 1246 nucleotides long. RefSeq names its product RING finger protein 11-like. The record is from RefSeq and is a predicted model, not a curated record. Gene Ontology annotation, molecular function: ubiquitin protein ligase activity. Gene Ontology annotation, cellular component: ubiquitin ligase complex. Lineage: Eukaryota; Metazoa; Chordata; Actinopteri; Salmoniformes; Salmonidae. Gene Ontology annotation, biological process: ubiquitin-dependent protein catabolic process.